AUGGCCUGCUGCUUGUUGAAAAGCUUACUUAAUAGACUUGCUACUAGAGACAGACUUUUCAGAUUUGGGAUCACCUCGACAGAAGAUUGUGUUCUAUGUACUGGUAUGAAGGAAUCUAGAGAUCAUCUAUUUUUCCAAUGCCCUUUUUCUGCCUAUAUAUGGAAACUCUGUAAAAUGAAGUUGCAUACUGAUGCCAUGGCAAUUCAUGACCUGAGAACUGAAGCAAUAGAAACACAAAACAAAUUCAAAGCGAAAGAUAGAAUUUAUAUUUUGGCUAGAUUGGUUUUGAGUGCAACAGUUUGGCAUAUUUGGCAAGAAAGAAACCGCAGAAUAUUUCAUGAUAAAAAGAUGCAUAAAGUUAUGGUUUUUAGAAGACUAUAUGAAGACAUUAAUGUUAUAAUCAGAACCUGCUACUGGAAAUCUGGAAACAAUACUAUUCUAUCAAAUUGGGGUAUUGAUGCGAGUAAACAAUGA
Asparagus officinalis (garden asparagus) is the source of this 474-nucleotide messenger RNA. RefSeq lists its product as uncharacterized. The record is from RefSeq and is a predicted model, not a curated record. The coding region runs from base 1 to 474 and encodes 157 amino acids. The transcript has a single exon. NCBI's taxonomy places the organism in Eukaryota, Viridiplantae, Streptophyta, Magnoliopsida, Asparagales, Asparagaceae.